AAGCUCUAUCUAGAAAUACCUAGGGACAUACCUCGUACCUUCUCAACCUACCAGGAAAUCAGCUGUUCAAGUCAAUGCCAAGAAACAACACUCGCCGCCUAGUCAGAAUUGUGUCGUAAUCCAAGUCAAGGCCGAAGAAGACUUCCAAAGAGGUUGUUCACCUUGAGAUUCAGCAAUUUCGAUCUUCUAAACUGGUUUCUCGGACCAUCUGAUGGUCUCAAUGAGUUCAUGACGCUCAGUCAUAACGUACAUGGACCCAGUUUGACUGUUGGACUUUUGCCCCGCCUCUAGGCCCGCCCAUCAUGGUUUUUCUGACACUCGGGGCGGCCUUUUCGGUGUCCGGACUCUCGCUCCUCAAGAGUCGCUGCAAGCUGAAGGCCUCAGAAUUUGAUCAAGACCAGGAGGACAACCAAGCGCAUUUGGCCAUGUUCAAAGGCUCCAUGCCUUGGUUGGCUGAGCCGUUGACCGACAAGGGCGAGCUCCUUCGCUCGGAAAAGGACUCCAUGCGGGCCAGAAUGGAGCUGAUGGUCUUGAAGGCUCAAAAAGAUAUUUGCUAUGAGCUGGCUAAGCAGGAGAACUCGCGGUAUCGAUUCCGCGUGGACCGCUGGGAACGCGAAGAAGGCGGCGGUGGGAUCACUUGCAUCAUCCAGGAUGGGGACACCUUCGAGAAAGCCGGCGUGAACAUAUCCGUGGUCCACGGGAUCAUCCCACCCUCGGCCGUGGCUCAAAUGAAUUCGCGUGGCAAGAACCUGCCCGAAGGCAAGACCAUGCCGUUCUUCGCGUGCGGCAUCAGCUCGGUGAUCCAUCCGCGCAAUCCCAAUGUGCCCACCAUCCACUUCAACUUCCGCUACUUUGAGGUGGAGGAGGGUCCCAGUCAGACGCGUUGGUGGUUCGGGGGUGGGUGUGACCUCACGCCCUACUACCUGGACGAGGACGAUGCCAAGCGGUUCCACCGCACCCUCAAGCACACGUGUGACAAGCAUAACGACGAUUACUACGAGAAAUUCAAGACCUGGUGCGACAACUACUUCAAGAUCAAGCAUCGCGGCAUCACUCGCGGCAUCGGGGGCAUCUUCUUCGACGAUCUGGACCUGCCCAACAAGAACUCGUGCUUCCAGUUCGUCAAGGACUGCACCGACACCAUCGUGCCCAUCUUCCUGCCCAUGGUCAAGAAGCACAAGAACGGAGCGUACGGCUACAAGGAGCGCGAGUGGCAACUCAUCCGCCGCGGACACUACGCCGAAUUCAAUCUGGUCUACGACCGCGGCACCAAAUUCGGCCUCUACACGCCCGGGGCUCGCUACGAGAGCAUCCUGAUGUCGCUCCCGCUCAAUGCCAAAUGGAGCUAUAUGUACCAGCCCAAGCCCGGAUCCAGAGAGGAGAAGCUCACCGAGAUUCUCAAGAACCCUCAGGAAUGGGUCUGAGGAAAGGGGGGGGGGCUCGAUCCUGAAACACACUCGUAAAGCGAUCAUGUACAAUUUGUAUUUAAAACGACCACUCGACAUUCCCAGUUCAAUAAUACAUUGUUAUA
Molecule: messenger RNA, 1531 nt
Organism: Tigriopus californicus
Lineage: Eukaryota; Metazoa; Arthropoda; Copepoda; Harpacticoida; Harpacticidae
Gene: Coprox
Product: oxygen-dependent coproporphyrinogen-III oxidase-like
Exons: 3
Coding region: 303-1424 (373 amino acids)
Cellular component (GO): cytoplasm; mitochondrial intermembrane space
Molecular function (GO): coproporphyrinogen oxidase activity
Source: RefSeq, a predicted model, not a curated record